UAGGUUUCUCUUGAAAAUAAAUUUACAAUGAAGCCACCAGAAAAGCGCAUGAAAAUUGAAGAAAUGGAGCCGUUUUCUUGGGAAGUCAUUCCAGUUCUUUCCGAUGAAAAGUCACAGGAUGUUGACCUUUUACCAGCAUAUGCAGCACCUAUUUUUAACAAGAAAGAAACCUCAAGGCUUGUUAAAGAGGUGGCAGGUGUAUAUCCACUCAAAUGUUUACAGCAUCUUAAAAGAGUCAGACCAUGUAAGGAAAAGAGCAGCACACAUCCUUUAGAAAUUCUUUUAUGCUUAGUCAGUGAUGUGAGAGAAGCACAUGAAACUAAAAUCAUACCGUCUCUAUCUGUGCUUUUCAAUGGGUCCUUUGAUUUCUCUGGUCUUGGUGAACCAUUUCUUGUGAAAGUACCAGCACAUCCUCCUUUAACAAGACCACAGUUUGAAGAAGCCAAAUGUCACUGGCCUACAUCCUUCCAUGAAGACAAGCAAAUUACUGAGGCAAUUGCUGGUCAGCUUUUCUCAAAAGAAGAAAAAGUUAAAAUGCAUAUGCACAUGGGAUUGGCUAUUGAAGCAGCAAAAGCAGGUGCAGGAAUAGGAAUGGAAGCUGUAGGUGCAGCAGUAGUCCAGCCCAAUAUAAAUGAGGUUCUUGCAGUUGGUCAUGACUGUAGAAAUGGCAUAAAUCCUUUGCUGCAUGCAGUUAUGGUGUGCAUUGAUCUUGUAGCCAGUGGACAAGGUGGUGGGGUUUACAGUUACAGAGACCAUCCUGCCUGCUCUUUUAUUCCUUCAGAGACUUACAGACCUGCAGUGUCAAGUUCAUAUUCAGCAGGUAACAGUGGUUCAGCUGAGGCUGAAGAAAAUGGAGUGUGCUAUAUAUGUACUGGGUAUGACUUGUUUGUAACUAGAGAACCUUGUGUAAUGUGUGCCAUGGCACUUGUUCAUUCCAGAAUAGAAAGGGUCUUUUAUGGAACAUCUUCUCCUGAUGGAGCUUUGGGAACAAAAUACAAAAUUCAUACCAAGAAGGAUUUGAAUCAUCAUUAUAAGGUAUAUAAAGGCAUUAGGGAAAAAGAUUGCCUGGAACUUCUUAAAUAUAAUUAAUUUUGAGCUGAUAAUUUUAACUUUUUAUAUACGUGUAUUUUGCCAUCAGAAUCCCAAAAUACAUUAAAUUUUUAUUUUUAUA
Messenger RNA from Protopterus annectens (West African lungfish), 1171 nucleotides. It is a transcript of the gene ADAT3, whose product is annotated as adenosine deaminase tRNA specific 3. The record is from RefSeq and is a predicted model, not a curated record. The transcript has a single exon. Gene Ontology annotation, molecular function: tRNA-specific adenosine-34 deaminase activity. Bases 28 to 1089 code for a protein of 353 amino acids. Gene Ontology annotation, cellular component: cytoplasm; nucleus. Lineage: Eukaryota; Metazoa; Chordata; Ceratodontiformes; Protopteridae.